GAAAAUGUUGAUUUUGUGCCAAAACUAAGACGUAUGCAGAAAACCGUUGAAACAAAAAAUAAGGAAAAGCGUUCAAAGUCAAUUAAAAGGAAAUAAAUAGACUACCUUUUCCUCAAUUUUCAAACAAAGGUGCGUUACUUGACGUGUUUUCUUUUCUUUUACUCUCCGCCAAUUCAAGACUUCUCAAAGUACUUUCUCAUCUAAAGCAAAAUGUCCGACGGAGGAUUAACGGUUUUGGACGGAUCACAGCUGAGAGCCGUCAGCCUAUCGUUACCGUCAUCGGACGGCAGCUCAGUCACCGGAGCUCAGCUUCUCGAUUUCGCUGAAUCCAAAGUCUCAGAGUCGCUCUUCGGCUUCUCAUUGCCGGAUACUCUCAAGUCCGCCGCUCUCAAACGCCUCAGCGUCGCCGAUGACCUUAAUUUCCGCCGUGAACAGCUCGAUCGUGAAAAUGCCUCGAUCAUUCUCCGAAAUUACGUCGCUGCCAUUGCAGACGAACUCCAAGAUGAUCCUAUAGUCAUUGCAAUUUUGGAUGGGAAAACUCUUUGUAUGUUUUUGGAAGAUGAAGACGACUUUGCCAUGUUGGCUGAGAAUCUUUUCACUGAUUUAGACACAGAAGAUAGAGGAAAGAUCAGAAGAAAUCAAAUACGGGAUGCUCUCAUUCAUAUGGGUGUUGAAAUGGGAAUUCCUCCUCUUUCAGAGUUUCCUAUACUAAGUGACAUUUUAAAGAGGCAUGGAGCUGAAGGAGAGGACGAACUGGGGCAAGCCCAAUUUGCACAUUUACUUCAGCCUGUGCUUCAGGAGCUGGCAGAUGCUCUUGCUAAGAACCCUGUGGUUGUAGUGCAGAAAAUCAAGAUCAAUAAUGGUUCCAAAUUAAGAAAGGUUUUGGCUGAUGAAAAGCAACUAAGUGAGACAGUAGAGAAGAUAAUGCAGGAAAAGCAGGAUGAGAAGGAUAGUCUAAGUAACAAAGAUGCCAUUCGGUGUUAUCUCGAGAAAAAUGGAGCAUCAUUGGGCUUGCCACCUCUGAAGAAUGAUGAAGUGGUGAUUCUUCUAUACGACAUUGUAUUAGGUGAUAUAGAAAAUGGAAAGACCGAUGCAGCAUCAGAUAAGGAUGAAAUCUUGGUUUUCCUGAAGGAUAUCCUUGAGAAAUUUGCAGCUCAACUUGAAGUUAACCCAACUUUCCAUGAUCUUGACAAUUGAAGUUAUAUACACCCUCUCAAGAUAAGUUAUUCCAGAAAGAUCAUAUAUAUGUAUCUUAGCCUUUGCUUUUGGUGCCAAGGCAACUUAUAGUGUUUAAUUCUUAUAUUGUAGAAUAACAAGUAUUCAUGAGACAGAUAAAUCAAACACAUUUCAUUUGCAUCUCUAUCAUUA
Messenger RNA from Nicotiana tabacum (common tobacco), 1368 nucleotides. RefSeq lists its product as uncharacterized. The record is from RefSeq and is a predicted model, not a curated record. NCBI's taxonomy places the organism in Eukaryota, Viridiplantae, Streptophyta, Magnoliopsida, Solanales, Solanaceae.